AUGAAUAUCACGAAACUACAGGACGAAAAUGCAACGAAGCCAAGGUCAAUAAUGAAACAUCAGAGGCACGAGGUCGAGCGGUUUUCACAGCAAGAAGGCGGUCGUUCGCGCAGCCGUGCUCUUGACACACGCAACGAAGACCUCUUUAGCCGCAACGUGUUUGCUCCGAGCCCUAGAGUUACCGAAACGAUCGAGCAGAUAGAGGAAGUGAAGCGAACAGAGGAAAUCGAACGACACGUGAGGAAGAAGAAAGACCGAAGCAGAAAGAAAGGUGAGGGUCAUCAUCACCACCACCAUCACCACCAACACAGUAGCAGCUGGCAGCAGGCCGACUCAGGCCGAAAGGUCAACACCUCGGAAAUCGAAGGGCAACAAACGGCAGUACCAAUUGGAAACGUCUUCCACAACGAUUUGCCGGAAGACUUUGACGAAUCAGCCCCGAUUGUAGAAUUUCCGCCGACCCUACCUCGAGAUGGAAUGGAAAAUGUUAUGCAGAACACGCACAGCUCUCGUUCUGCGAUGGAUGUGGAGGAUCGUCGCAGACGCGAAGGAAACGCAAUUAGAAAGUAA
Messenger RNA from Soboliphyme baturini, 570 nucleotides. The record is from the annotation of a GenBank genome assembly. Lineage: Eukaryota; Metazoa; Nematoda; Enoplea; Dioctophymatida; Soboliphymatidae.